AUGAACUUUGGGUUCCUAGGUAAUAUACCCUGGAGUGGGACCCAUUCAAAGAAGGAUAUGGCAACAGCAGCCAUAAGCACAAGUACUCUUAUGGAGCCAGUCAAACAAAGAGCUAAUUUUGAUGUCAGGUUGUGGGGAUUGUCCCUUUUUUCUCUUGUUCCUUGGGCUAUUAAUGUCAAAGAUACAGUUCGAAUCCCAGCAACUGUAAACAAAGGGCUGCAAAAGCACGCCCAACCUCAUCAUGGUGCUGAAUAUGGUGCUCAGAAUUCCGCUGUGCGCUUCAGACCAUAUGUUUCCAAGGUUCCUUGGCAUACAGGUGCAAGGGCAUUUCUUUCCCAAUUGUUUCCACGUUAUGGCUAUUACUGUGGACCUAAUUGGUCAAGUGGCAAAGACAGAGGGUCUCUUCUUUGGGACAAGCGACCAAUGGAUUGGUUGGAUUUUUGCUGCUAUUGUCAUGACAUUGGCUAUGACUCACAUGAUCAGGCCGAGCUUCUCAAGGCAGACCUGGCAUUUCUUGAGUGCUUGGAGAAGCCUCACAUGAGUACAAAGGGGGAUGCUAGAGUUGCUCAUCUUUAUAAGACGAUGUGCAUUUCAGGUCUAAGGAACAUACUUAUACCUUACAGAGAGCACCUUGUGAAGUUACAUUCAGGGCAAUUAUUCACUGGGUUUGGAUGGCUAAGCAAUAUGAAAUGGAAAGGAUGGAACCUGCAAAAAGCUUGA
Ilex paraguariensis (yerba mate) is the source of this 720-nucleotide messenger RNA. Lineage: Eukaryota; Viridiplantae; Streptophyta; Magnoliopsida; Aquifoliales; Aquifoliaceae. The record is from the annotation of a GenBank genome assembly.